This is a messenger RNA of Asterias rubens (European starfish), 1670 nucleotides long. RefSeq names its product RAD51-associated protein 1-like. The record is from RefSeq and is a predicted model, not a curated record. Bases 121 to 1332 code for a protein of 403 amino acids. The transcript has 8 exons. Gene Ontology annotation, molecular function: double-stranded DNA binding; single-stranded DNA binding. Lineage: Eukaryota; Metazoa; Echinodermata; Asteroidea; Forcipulatida; Asteriidae. Gene Ontology annotation, biological process: interstrand cross-link repair; double-strand break repair via homologous recombination.
CUUACAAAUUCUCAGCACAAAAUGUGAAGUUUGUUUACUAUAUUUUUCAUACAUCAAGCAGGCUUAAUACAUUGAUAGAAUUGUUUCGAGUUUAAUAGAAGGGUCAGGAAAUUAAGGAAUAUGUCAGACAGUCGCAAAUCAUCCAGAUCAAGGAAGACGGUGUGCUAUUCAAAAUUUGGUGAAGACGAUAGUGAUGAUGACUUUGCUCGAGCAACACCCCCUCCGCCGAAAAAAUCUAAGGUGGAGAAGAAAGACAAAUUAUCCAAGACCAACAGGAGCAAAGAAUCAAAAGAGAAGAACUCGGCAGUUACAAAUGACGACAACAACAGGGCUGACAGAUGUAACAAAAGGACAGAGAGAAUCUCCCCUGAUGAUAAAGCCUUUGAUCGUGAAAUGCAACUUGCUCUGGAGCUAUCAAUGCACGACUCUGAAGAAUCGCAGCCGACUGAGGCACCCUCAAACCAUCCUCCAUGCGGCAAGACGAAGGCAAUUGAAGCGCAAAUACACUUAACAGCACCCAAAACAGAAAACUCAUCCACCAGUGAUUCAACCAGUGACGUCACAGACAACAAGGAAAACAUGGUUGUCAUGACGACCAAGCCGCCACCCUCCUUCCAAGAACCUGAUGAUGAGAUCGUCUUUGUAGAAUCUCUGGAUGAGGAUGAGGUUGUUGGAGGAAGGCGGAAGAGGAAAGCGGCCAAGGAGGCGGUUGCCAAGCAACGGAAGAUGGCCGGUGAAGAGUGCGAGGAGAAAGAGGACACAGAGUUUACAGUUGACUGCAACGCAGCAAUCAGUUCUGAUGAAUUCGAUAGUGGCGACGCCGACAGCGAUUAUGAAGAAUUCACUGCAUCAAAGAAAAAGACGAAGCGAGUAGGGAAGGGCAAAGGAAAGAGCCCCAAGUCUGCAGAGAGGAGUGCGAGGACUCCAGCAAUCGGGAAGAAGGGUGCUGGGGACAGCAAACCAAAACCAACACCUAACAGAAUGGCCAUUACAAGUAAGACAAAUAAACCUUCCACCCCGGUAACCCCCCUAGCAAGACGCCCCCAGGCCGCUGGUCCAGUGAGCAACCCAGUCACCCCCCUAGCAAGACGCCCCCAGGCUACAGGUCCAGUCAGGGGCUUCACACCGCCAGGGAGCCUCGAAGGGAACAAGCGGGCGACCCUACCAUCCCCGCUACCCGUCAAACGAACGACUUGGUCCUCACCAUCAAGUUCAAAUGAGGCCAACCCACUGGGAGGAGUCAAACUAGUCUCCCCCAACCAGCACAUGAGACUCGGUCUGUCCAGAAAUAUAAGGAUAAAACCACUGCAUCCGAAUGCUAAGGCGAUUUGAUGCCUUGAUUGAAGACUAGCUGCAACUUAGGGUUGAGGGCGCCCUUUAAUCUCAUGAAAUUAUGUUAGAUGCAUUUUUAGCUUAUUUUUUUAGCCUGUUUUUUUUUUUUUUUUUAUGCUUUUCAUUUGAUUCACUAUGGGUAUUUGAUGAUGAUAAACAUUAGAAAUGUAAAGUGUACAUUUUUUAUGGUGACUGCUUUAUAUUCUUCCAAUCUCGAACUGUAUAGUCUUACUCAGUGCGCCCUAUACUCAUAUUUUAUCUAAAUAUUUGUAAAUAAAUUACUGUAAAUUAACACACGGCAUACUAGCCGGACCAAAUCAAACUAUUGGAGUGACAAA